Molecule: messenger RNA, 1508 nt
Organism: Daldinia caldariorum
Lineage: Eukaryota; Fungi; Ascomycota; Sordariomycetes; Xylariales; Hypoxylaceae
Product: LamB/YcsF
Exons: 2
Coding region: 528-1295 (255 amino acids)
Biological process (GO): carbohydrate metabolic process
Source: RefSeq, a predicted model, not a curated record
CCCAAUUCUUUCUACGUAAAUCUAUUUUAGAUAUCCGUGACUUCAGUAGCCACUCAAUUCAAACCCCUAGUCAUUCCCAGCGGUUGUUAAAUAUUGUAACUCACAUCGUUUCCUCCUGUUAUGAACAUUCCGGAAGUAGAUUCGAAGCAUAUGAUGUUGUUUUGUGUAAAUUUCUACAGCCAGCGGGGUCUUUUCCCCAUGCCGUGGUAUUAAGUAGGUACAUGUAGGUUAGUACAACCGGUGAUCAGGAUCCCACAAGACACCAAAAGUCUUUAGCGGUUAGCAUUAACCGAAUUAAUUGGAGGAUUAUUACGGUGACAGGCCCACGUGAAGGGAGCAGAUAACAGCAUACCGAAUACAUGGGGUCCUCCGAUCGAUAAAGUCUAACCGAGUUGCCUAUCUGCGGGGUGGCUCGGGGAAUCAUUGAUCUUCAAUGAAGUGGCGGCGGAGAUCUAAGGUUGCAUUAACCAAAGUCCAAAAAAGAGACACCUACAUAAGACAACCAAAAACUCGAUGCGAAAGUCAUCAUGUCCGAAGACAAAGCUAAUUCACAAUGGAUAGAGAUCAAUUGCGACAUGGGAGAGGGCUUCGGGAGAUGGCGAAUGGGACCGGAUGAGGAGUUGAUGCGCUACGUCGACGUGGCAAACGUUGCCUGUGGUUUCCAUGCCGGCGACCCUGCUACCAUGGUGCGCACUGUCCGCCUUGCCAAAGAGCGCGGCGUGCGAGUCGGCGCUCAUCCGGGUAUGCCAGAUAUCCUCGGGUUUGGUAGAAGGAAGAUGGAUAUUUUCCCCGAGGAUAUGUACGCCCUGGUGCUAUACCAAGUCGGAGCUCUGGCGGCUAUCCUUUCCGCCGAAGGCAUGGUUAUGAAUCACAUCAAGCCCCACGGCGAGCUCUAUUUCUAUAUUCAACGGGAUGGUAAGAUUCGAGAUGCUGUACUUCGUGCUGUCAAAACUUUCAAUGUUCCGAUCUAUUCACUGCCCACCGAGCAUAUGGUCAGCGACUGCGAGCGGAUUGGCGUAAAGCUUAUCCCCGAGUUCUACGGGGAUAUAGAUUACAACGACGAAGGCGGACUCGUUCCAGUAGCAGAAUCAUCCCCAGUUACUCCCGAGUUGAUCGCUCAACGUAUUCAACUCUUCGUAGAGUCCGGGGGAAAGGCGAUAAGCAAGAAUGGUAACAAGGUGGAUAUACCGGUCGAUAAGCAGGGAUUUAGUAUAUGCGUUCACUCGGAUCUACCAGGUGCAUUGGCAAACGCUGCUGCUGCAAGGGAAGCUGUUCAAGAGGUAAAGAAUGUGUAGUAGUUAGUUAUGCGACGAUGAGUCAAUUAACUUCACUUAGAUACUGUAUGUUAUCGGAAGCGGAAAGGAUAGCCCUGCAACAGGCUAUCCUUGGCAAGACUAUAUGCUCGCCCAGGUAACGUGAACACAACGUUAAAAACGUGGGAUAAUGAGAGGACGGGUAUAUGUUUUAGGAUAGUACCUCUGUAUUCGAAUAUGCUUACUUCUCUGGUA